Gasterosteus aculeatus aculeatus (three-spined stickleback) is the source of this 4242-nucleotide messenger RNA. NCBI's taxonomy places the organism in Eukaryota, Metazoa, Chordata, Actinopteri, Perciformes, Gasterosteidae. The record is from RefSeq and is a predicted model, not a curated record.
AGACAUAGUGGACCAUGUGUGUUGGUGGAGUCUAGCUGCAAAGGGCUCCGCGGAUCCUCCUCUCUCCGGGUUCCCGAGCCGUGAGCCGCCGUCAGUAGAAAAGGUGGGACGCCAUGGCGGUGCGCAUCAUUCGCGGGAUGGAAGACGUGGUGGCGUCGAGCAGCCAGCUGGUCUGGAGCGUGGCGCAUCAGACCCUGAGGAGGUGGUACAGUCGGGGGCUGAUGCCGUGCAGACGCUUACUAGAAGCCUGGUUCGGGAUUGGAAAGUGCUACCAGAUGACCGAGGGCCGACUGUGUCAGGUUCACCUCCUCGAUGGCAGGAAGCUGGAGCUGCUGGUUCAGCCAAGGCUGUUGUCCCGUGAGCUGUUAGAUCUGGUGGCCUCACAUUUUAACCUGAAGGAGAAAGAAUACUUUGGUUUGAGCUUCAUAGAUGACACUGGCCAGAGUAACUGGCUCCAGCUGGAUCGUAAGGUCUUGGAUCAUGACUUCUCCAAGACGUCAGGGCCUGCAGAACUCAGGUUCCUGGUGAGGUUUUAUAUUGAGAAAAUCACCUUCUUGAAAGAAAACACAACAGUGGAGCUGUUCUUCCUGAACGCUAAAUCUUUAGUGUUUAAUGAGACCAUCGAAGUGGAAAGUGAACAUGUUUUCAAGUUAGCCGCGUUCGCAUUGCAGGAGGCCAAAGGAGAAUAUACCAGUGCUGACACGGCCAGAUCAGACCUGAAGCAGCUCCCAGUUCUGCCCACCAGAGUCUUGAGGGAGCACCCGUCUCUCAAUUUCUGUGAGGACAAAGUGAUUGAACACUACACGAAACUGAAGGGACUGACCAGAGGACAAGCCAUUGUGCAGUAUCUGGCCCUCGUGGAGUCCCUGCCGACGUACGGAGUCCAUUAUUACCCAGUGAAGGAUAAGCAGGGACUGCCAUGGUGGCUGGGAGUCAGCUACAAGGGCAUCGGUCAGUACGAUUUGCAGGAUAAACUGAAGCCGAGGAAGCUGUACCACUGGAAGCAGUUGGAGAAUUUGUAUUUCCGAGAGAAGAAAUUUGCUGUAGAAGUAAACGACCCUCACAGAAGAACAGUGACCAGGCGAACAUUCGGGCAGACCGGUCUGGUUAUUCACACAUGGUAUGCCAGCCACUCUCUGAUUAAAACCAUCUGGGUGAUGGCAAUCAGCCAGCACCAGUUCUACCUGGACAGGAAGACCAGCAAAUCAAACGUGUCCACAACCAGGAGCUCAGGAGACAUCGCCAUGGACCUCACAGAGAUCAGCGCCCCGCGGAUCAUCAAGCGGUCCACCAUUGAGAGCAGAGACCGGCUCAUCAUGGCCAGCAACGGCAGCCUCAUCUCAGCCGGUUCCGCGGACUCUGAAGUCAGCGACGAGCAGAAGAAGGAGAAGGUUGCCGAGUUGAAAAAGAAAGAGAAACACCUUCAAGACCAACUGGCGCAGAAAAUUGAGGAGCUGAAGAAGAUCUGCAUGAAAGAAGCCGAGCUCACGGGCAGGUUGCCUGGCGACUAUCCGUUGGCCACAGGGGAGAAGGCACCUCACGUACGGCGGCGUGUCGGGACGGCCUUCAAGCUGGAUGACCUUUUCCCCUAUGACGACGACCCACAUCUAAGGAAUCUGGAGAGCAGGUUCGCCUUGCAGCAGAAGAUCGUGGAAGCGGCCAUGAAGUUAUCCAACGAGGGCGACCUCUGCAAGACGGUGAAGAAAAAGAGGAGAAACAACUGCCUGGAUGCGGCGAGGAAGCUUGAGGAGAUCGAGAACGAGAUCAACGACUACAGGAUCAAGAAAGGAAAGAAACCCACCCAGAGAGCCUCACUGAUCUUAGCAGACGAUGUGAAGCUGUCGGACCUCAGCUCUCUAUCUGACAGCCUCACUCUGGAUGAUGAUGAUGAGCCCAUUUCCCAGAGGCAGUGGUCUACAUCGGUUCCGUAUUCCCCGCACCCCCACCACGCUGAUGCUCUGGACGUCCACUACAACAACGAGCGGGGCUCUGCCAGCGACCAGCAUGCAGACAGCAGGUUAAAUUAUGGCCAACAGGAAGCGCUCCACUACGGUCACUGCGACGCCUUAUCGAGCCACAGCAGCCCGCUCAAAGCGGCUUCCAGGCAGCCACGUGACGCCCGCAGCAUGCCCCCCACGCCCCUCCUCACCCGCAACGCCUACAGCAGCAGCCAGCUCAGAGGAUUGGAGGAUGAGCCGCAACUCUUCCGCCAGCGCAGCGGCAGUCUGGAGUCCCAGUCUCAGCUCGCCACAGAGACCGGACCCCCCGUGCCAACGUUCACCAUGGCCCCGGCCCGACGCAGCAACAGCACCGAGGUCCUCGACGACGGCUCCUCCUACACGAGCCACUCCAGCGCCGAGUACAGCGUCCCCGGCAACCCCGCGCACCGGCGCCGGGCUCGCGGACGCCACCGGAACGUGUACGCCAACACGGGCAGCAUGCCCAACCUGGCUCAGCCGGAUACCCGUUGCCACGCCUCCCAGCCGCGGGGCAGACCCACCACAACGGCCUACUGCGUGACGGGCUACCGCACUUACCAGGAGCCGGAGCCGUACCCCGACCGAGACUACAUGUACAACAAUGAGAUGCAAGGACACUACAGCCUCAAUCCCUCGUACCGCCACGUGCCCGCGGCGUACCACGGCCACUACGCCCCCGACGAGUUGGACGGCAUGUCCCAGAACCCGUACGCCACGCUGAGGCCACCCAGGAGCCGCCCGGCGCCACGCGCCAACGAGCACGCCGUCCAGAAGGAGAUGGUGGCCGAGCACUUGAGAGGCUGGUACCAUCGCAACGCCGCUCAGAGGCAGCCCGCGUACAACUACGACUACGACAGAGGCUCCCAGCAGAGCCUGGGCUACCAGACCACGGCCGCGCCGCACAGCAGCCGGAACAUCUCCUACUCGGUGUCUUCAGUGUCGUCCAGCGUGAACUGGCAAGGCACCAUGAGUGUUUGUAGCGGUAUGUCGGAAUACAACAUGCCUGUGCACGCGCCGCAGUCCUACGCCUACAGCACAACCCCCUACACCCACUCCGCCCACCACAGAUAUGGUGCCUCUGAGACCUUUAUGAGUCCCUGGCUCAGCCCCGACGGCCGGAGGCGCUGUGCCAUUUUCCCUGCUAGUUCUCCCCCUUCAGCCCCCCCUCCCACCUCCGCCUACUCCCCCGGGUGUCGGGUGAGGCAGGUGGCCUCCAGCCCUGCACAGCCUCAAUCCUCCAGAGGGCUCAGGCUCAAUCACGUGUCCUUUGCUAAAGAUCCUACAGAGACGUCGGCCAAAUGGACUCGCUCAUUGGCCACCAAAUGCACACUGACCUGCAGCUGGAGGACCAGAUUUGCUGGAACGAGGACUCAAAGCCGGGAACAAUCGUGUAGCUGCCUGCCUGUUGACGGGCUGCAUUUGUUCUUCACCGUGACAACUUGUCAUUGUGCCUUAAACUGCACUUACCUGUUUGUCUUCACACGAGGAUCCAAAGAAAGAAGGAACUUGACUGUAAAGGAAUCCCAGUCCCCCAAACCGAGCCACCACCACGUGGUCUUAACAGAACGCGCCGGGGAGCGUCCUCGUUGCCGGAUUGCCAGUGUUUGUGGCGCUGGCGCUCUGAAAGUACACCGGGACCUGCUGUGGUAUCGGGCCCACGGACCGGGACGUCUCUGAGCAUCGUGGGCCACGCGGAACUAAGCUGUGCCCCACGCGCUUGUAUGAACACUGUAACCAUGAAGGAUUAGACUUUAAAGAGUUAUCAGACAAUGAAGAAUUCAACUUAUGACAAAUGAGUCCGAUCGACGGCUCCUUCCUGCAACGUCCCGCAGUUUUACCACAGCGGAGCUCGUAGCUGCAACAGAGAACUCUUGAUCAGCAUUUACAAAGUAUUCCAUCUGUCAGUACUUACAAUACAAUUGAGCCAAAAUCCUGUCACAGUUUGAGUAUUACCUAAGUCACAAACGUUGAUGUCACUGCCACAUCUCAACUGUCCUGCAGGAAGGCAGAAUUCCUGUUUUUAAUAUUUUAUUGUCACAUGGUUAUUUUGUCCAUGCUGGAAAUCAUGGAGUGGUGCUCAGUUUCUCUCAAAAGAGAAGCGGUUUGUAAAUGUUGGUAUUGUAAAUACACUGGUUGUGUCUUUUUUAGAGCGAUUUUUUGUAUUUGAAAAGCAUGUAAUAUAUAGUGAGCAACUGACGUUAAGCUGGGUCUUAGUAAUUGUAAAAUUGAUUUGUUUGAAUAAAAAAAGAAAUCAGCUUUUGAA